Molecule: messenger RNA, 2542 nt
Organism: Anas platyrhynchos (mallard)
Lineage: Eukaryota; Metazoa; Chordata; Aves; Anseriformes; Anatidae
Product: acyl-coenzyme A synthetase ACSM4, mitochondrial
Biological process (GO): fatty acid biosynthetic process; acyl-CoA metabolic process
Cellular component (GO): mitochondrial matrix
Molecular function (GO): fatty-acyl-CoA synthase activity; fatty acid ligase activity
Source: RefSeq, a predicted model, not a curated record
GCAUAUGCUUUUAUAUUGAACCUUGCCUGAAAGAAGGCAGAUCUGCGACACAGUGAGGGUGGAGCUGAAGGGCAUUAGGAGGGUCUGGGAGUCGCUGGGCAGAAGACAUCAGAGCAGGCCCUUCCUGAUUAAAUAUUGUGGGACUGGUUAAACCAGAGGAUUUUGAUAUGGAUUCUCAUUUGUAGCCCAUUGUCAUGCAACAUGAAGGGCUUGUGACCCAAAUUAAUUAGCUAAUAUCUGUAGAGUAAACUGAAGACUACAGGAUGAAAAAUUUGGUAUGAAGAGAGGGUACUGCUAAAGGGAAGAAGGCUUCCUAAUUGUGGUUGAUUUGAUGACUGAUCCCUGUUGGUGUUCAUCUGAUAUUUAUUUCUGCACUGUCUGCUAAACCAUCAUUUAUCAUGAGGUCAUUUGUCAAGUCCUGGAUUCCUCAGUGCUUGCAGAUUCUCAGGUCGCCUUGCAGAUUAUUCCAUGGAUGUAACAGGCUGCUUACAUCUCAGGUUAUUUCAUACUAUGACUCUGUAAACCGGUGUGAAAAGGAACUGCCAGAAUAUUUCAACUUUGCAAGUGAUGUCUUGGAUAAGUGGUCACAACUGGAAAAGGAUGGAAAACGACCAGCAAACCCAGCUUUUUGGUGGGUAAAUGAUGAAGGAGAAGAGGUGAAAUGGAGCUUUGAAGAGUUGGGAUUUCUGUCCAGGAAAACAGCUAAUAUACUUUCUGAGGCAUGUGGCUUGCAGAGAGGAGACAGAAUGAUAGCAGUUCUGCCUCGUGUUCCUGAAUGGUGGCUACUGAAUGUGGCCUGUAUGCGAACAGGAAUUGUCUUUAUUCCAGGAACAUCCCAAUUAACAGCCAAAGAUAUUUUAUACCGACUCCAGGCUUCAAAGGCCAAGUGCAUCGUUACUAGUGAUGCACUGGCACCUGCAGUGGAAUCUGUCAUGUCUGAAUGCCAUUUUCUGAAAACCAAAUUAAUUGUAGCCAAAGGGAGCCGAGAUGGGUGGCUGAACCUCAAAGAACUCUUUGUGGUGACAUCUGCUGACCAUAAAUGCGUCAAGACAAGAAGUCAAGACCCGAUGCUGAUCUAUUUUACUAGUGGAAGUACAGGCUCUCCAAAGAUGGUGGUACAGUCCCAUGGCAGUUAUGGCAUUGGAUUUGCAACCAGUGGCAGGUACUGGAUGAACUUGACUCCCUCAGAUAUAAUGUGGAAUACCUCUGAUACUGGCUGGGUAAAGGCAGCUUGGAGCAGUGUUUUUGCACCAUGGAUCAAUGGAUCAUGUGUUUUUGUACACAGUUUGCCAGAGUUUAAACCAGCAGUUAUUGCAGAGACUCUCUCAAGAUACCCUAUCACCACCUUUUGCACUGCCCCCACUGCCUACCGCAUGCUUGUCCAACACUGUCUGAGCAGCUACAAGUUCAUGAGUCUGAAACAUUGUUUGUCUGGAGGGGAAGCACUCAAUCCUGAAGUGAUGGAGCAGUGGAAAAUCCAAACAGGGCUGGAUAUCUAUGAAGGCUAUGGCCAGACUGAAACAGUAACAAUAUGUGCCAAUAUGAAAGGAAUGAAAAUUAAACCUGGCUCUUUGGGAAAAGCUGUUCCCCCUUAUGAUGUGCAGAUCAUAGAUGACCACGGUACUGUUGUGCCUGUCGGAAAAGAAGGCAACAUCGCUAUUCGAGUUCAACCUGAACGACCAUUCUGUAUGUUCUCUGAGUACUUGGAUAAUCCAGAGAAAACUGCUGCGUGCAUGUCUGGAAACUUUUAUGUCACUGGGGACAGAGGGAUUAUGGAUGAGGAAGGAUAUGUCUGGUUUGUUGGAAGAUCUGAUGAUAUAAUUAAUUCUUCUGGGUAUCGUAUUGGUCCCUUUGAAGUUGAAAGUGCCUUAAUACAGCACCCUGCAGUCAUGGAGUCAGCUGUUGUCAGCAGUCCUGAUCCAGUUCGAGGGGAGGUAGUCAAAGCCUUCGUUGUUUUGGCUCCUGCUUUUGUAUCACAUGAUCCAGAAAAACUAACUCAAGAUCUUCAGCAACAUGUCAAAAAGGUGACUGCUCCUUACAAGUAUCCAAGAAAGGUGGAAUUUGUUCAGGCUCUGCCAAAGACAGCUACUGGGAAAAUCCAGAGAAAGGUUCUAAGGAACAAAGAGUGGGAAAAAGCAUAAGAUUGAUGGAAAUGGAGGAAGAGGGGAAAUUUCCAUCAUCCAUACCAGUCAUAGCUGUGUUUGGACUUGGCAUGUUAUCAUGACCCAGAGCACUAAGAGAUUGUAUGGAAGAACAAGCUACAGGGGACAAAAAGUUGGUAACAUUCAUGUGACUUGAGGACAUGUGAUAUUAGAACCACUUUUACCAUUGACCUGCAAUUUUUCAAAUGGAAGAAGAUGCAAGUAAUUGUGAAUGAAGCAUGAAAGAGACAAGGGAGAGAUUGAAGAGUGUACAAAAGUUUAUUUUUUUUUUUUACUGGAAUUAAUAUAAACAGCAGCUUUAUUUAAAAAAAAAAAGUCUACAACAAUUUUUACUAUUACAAAUAACUAAGUUAAUAAAAAAAAUCUUUACCUGUAAUGAG